AUGUCCAGAAUAGGUGAAAGCAGCUACGAACAGAGUGAAGAAACGGAGAAGAGCCUGAAGGGGAAAGGUCCCCCCGGGAAGAAUAGAGGCAGCUCGGCGGGAUCAGAAUAUUCAGAAGAUGAUGAUGGGGAGAGAAGACACGAGGGAGAUGUGGAGGAAGAUGUGGAGGAAGAUGUGGAUGAAGAUUCGGAGGGAGAUGUGGAGGGCGAUGUGGAGGGCGAUGCGGAGGGAGAUGCGGAAGGGGAGGACGACGAAGACUCGGAUGACGAUGAGGGGUCGGACGCGGCGGAGGAAGAUGGAAGGAAGGACCAAAACCAGGAAAGCGAAAAAGUGGCAGAAGACAUCUUCAACGAAAAUAAUCUGUUGCACGCCAUAAAAAUGAGAGAAAUUCUGGAGCAGGAGAUCCUAGUGCUCUUUAGCAAUAUGCUAAAAAAAGAGGUGGUGUUAAAUAAGGGCCUAAAGAGUACAAAUCGGGAAGAUAUAUCGGAAUAUAGAGGAGACCCUCUGGAUGAUGGGGGUGACGAACACACCCAGGAGAGAAAUGAAAAGGGGGGGGGUGCAAACAAGAAGAAGGAGGCAGAAAAGAAAUCAAAUUUGAAGAUAAAGAAUAAAGAGCUGUACAAUUUUAUAUACAGUAAGAUGAACUUAAGUGGGAGGGAAGGAGCAGACAAGAAGAGGGAAGAUAAAGGUGAGGAAGGCACAGCUGCCGAGUCGGGUCUCUCCAGAAGAAAAAGACAAGGCAGUAGUAGUAGCCACAGCAGUGGCAGCGGAAGAAGCAGCCGCAGUCGCAGUCGAAGCCGCCGCCGUAGUCACCUUAGCAAAAUGGAUACCAUCCAGCAUGUAGAAAAAGAACACUACAUCCUGGACAACAACGUGGUGAACAUACUGAACGAUAUCAACACCUACCUGAGAAGAGAAAGAGAGUGUCUCAAUCGGAAGUUCGGAGCUCAAGUAGAUUCUACCUUUAAGAACCCAAUGUAUGUAACUCUCUAUAUAUUUAAUAAUCAAAUUUUGAAAGACAUGAUUCUGCAGAUGAUUAAUAUCGUUAAGAACGAAUUCGAUAGCUCCAUCUACAGAGACAUCGAUGAGACUUUGUUGACAAGAAAUAUCUUCAUUCUGAUUAAUCAUCUUACUUCUCGACCCACCAAGGAGUGGUUCGAUUAUUGGAACAAACACAUGCCUACGUUUAACAAUAAGAGAAGCGAAUUCAACGUGUACAAUUAUCUAAAGAUUGAGAAGAAUGAAAGGAAAGUAUUUUCUGGCGUCCUAAAGAAUGACAUGUAUUUCAAGGAGCUACAGAAACGGUCAAACAUAAUUGAGCAGUAUCAAAAUGGGCUUCAAAGUUUGAAGUGCCUUUUGUCUAGUAGAAACUUCCUCACUCUCCUAAACGAGUUUCGAUACAACUGCCAGCUGUUCAUCGAUGCCGAUUAUCGAGGCAUUGAGGAGAAUGAGAAGGUUUUGGAGAUGCAGCGGAAGGAUGCAGAGUUGAUUGAGGAGAAGGGCCGCCUCAAGGAGGAGCUGCAGUUCUGUCGGGAGAGCCUCAGAGGGGCUGAUACCGGUGGAGAAGCAGGCGGGGGGGAAGCAGGUGGUGGCGAAGGAGGCAAUGGCGACGAUAGCGGUGACGAUGGUUGCGACCCCCCAGAGGGUGAAGAGGCCAGCCACGGGGAGGGUGUCGACAAACCGAGAAAGACGAACAAACUCCUGCGCAAGAAAAUCAGGACCCUGAAGAACCGAAUCGACGAAAUAAACGAGGAGCUACUCAAAGUGGCUAACUUUUUCCUGGCGGACAAGAGGAAGAGAGAGAGGCGAAUGCACGAGUACAGGGAGAAUGUCUACCUGGUGCGCAACAUACUGACGCAGGUCCUGGGUAUUAGGAACCCCAAGAGAAGCAGCUCCAUUAACUCCAGCAAUGUGCAUUACGUGAUUCUGCAGAACGUGCUGGAUAGCCACAGCGCCCUGACUCUAAUCAUCGAGGAGAUGAGGCAUCUUUUCGACAGAGAAUUGAAGAAGUACGAAACCGAGAAGAACAUUCACAUCCCCUACUUGAGGCAGACCACGAUGAAGGAGAUAUGGGACUACGUGAGGCUCUUCUACAACAUCGUGUGUUACAUAGACCCGAUAGACUUGGUCAGGUCGCUGACGCAUCAGGCGCCGGCGCGGUGUGGAAGCGGCGGUAGAAGCAGUGAUAGGGGCGACGCAGCUGGCGGUGAUAGAAGCGGCGCUAGAAUUAGCAGCGGAAUUGGCGAUAGAAUUAGCGGCGGAAUCAGCGGAAGGAACAGCGGCGCAGCAGGAAAGCGCCUCUCUGCGAAGAAGACGGCCGCCCCCAGCGCAGCAAAGAGAGCCAGCCUUCUCAACCCAAGGAAGAACAACCAGAUGAUCAUGCACCUGUCUAGGAUAAACCCACUGCUAGCGAAAUCGAAAGUUAGAAAGCCAAAUGAAGAAAAACACAUGAAAAAAAAAAAAAAAAAAUUCAUAGAGAGAAAAAAUUUAAUAGACCAUUACGAGAACUUCUCCUUCGAAGAUUUAUCCUUCGACAUAUUCGAAGAGAAGAACAACAUCGGCGAGGGAGGGUCUUUCCUCAAAGGGAACAUCCUAGACACAUUCGACUACAGCAACCUGUACCGAGUGCAAGAGUUGUUAAAUAACAUCAUAGGAAUAAAUGAAGAGUUCGAGAAUGUGUACGAGGGGAGCAAUCACGACGGGAUCAUGAGGGAAGAGGGGGACGAUGACGGGUUCAAUUAUUCACUCAAGGUUUUCUUAAAUAUCUGCAUCAAAGAUCUCAGGAGGUGUAUAGUCGAGUACUACAAUCACCAGUGGGAUAUAAAGAUUAUUCUCAAUAUACACGCCUGGAUCGUUACGUAUUAUACGAAGUUUUAUCUCUACGAGAAUAGGAAGCGACUGAACAAUUGCCGAAUGGGGAAAGCGAUUUCCGCUAGGCAUUCAGCAGCUAGGCAUUCCGUAGGUAGCCAUUCCGCAGGUAGCCAUUUUUACAACGGAGAGGAACAAGCCGUAAAGGAAGGAAAACAGACGGAAGAGGAGAACUCCCUCUUCAUAUCCCGAAUUCAGAUGGUUCUAGGAAUGCAGGCAUAUAUAGGAGAUAACAGUAUUCACUCAGAAUUCCUCUGUGAUACUUUCCAAAGGUUAAUAAGGGAAGAGAAAAUGAAAAAAAAUAGUAGCAAAAUAGUUUUGUGCUGUCUGAGGUGCCUACAUGCCGAUCUAAGUCUAAUCGAUCUACACGCUCUCUCCACUGAUGAUAAUGUGAAAUCGAUUUGUAAAUCCUCUCUGGAUAAUUUUCUAAAAAGAAACAUCCUAAAUAGCUUAAGUUGGAUUCUAAAAAAUUUCAAACUGAUGAGUCACGACAGGAAUAUCUUCACAUACGCUCUUAAGUGUGCCCUCAUGAUAAUCGAGUUGCUCGAAAAGUUAGGUGGAAGUACGUACAUACUGAAGGAGGGGAGAAACAAAAUGUACGACGACGAGGAGGAGGAAGACGAAGAAGAGGACCAAUUGUACAACUCGAAUGGAAGUGCUUACCAGAAUGGUAACUCGAAGCAACAUGGCAAAAAUGGGGACUACGAUGCUGAAGCAAUAGAAAGAGUCAGUGUGACUGAUCUAAUCGAAGAAAUCUACAGCGGAAAAAUUGUAAAUACAUGCAUGCACAUAAUAGAAGAAUACAAAAGAAAUAGCAUCCAAAUAAAUCACCUAAUAAUUACCUACUUUGAAUUGCUACUCAAAUUUAAAAACAACGAUUACAACUUUUUACUCUUUUUCGACAUGAAAUAUUUUCUCAUUUUUAUGAAUAUAAUGAAUGACCAAGAAUGCUACGCAAAUCCAAAGUACCACUGGAUAGCUUCCUUCUUUGAAAAUAUAGUGGCUUGUUUUUUUAAGCUAUGGAAUACGAACUACUUCUUACCGGUGGAGCUCUUCUUUAGCAAAGCGGUAAAUAGAACCCUCUUUAGUUUGUUAAGCGAAAAAUAUAUGCUGUCUAUUUUUAGUAACUACACAGAGGGGAAUGAUCACUUCGUCUUCGAGGAGCUAAACAAAGGGAUGGACAUAAAUGAUAUCUUCAUCGAGAUGAAUAGCCGAAAGAGGUUAGAAGCUUUGGAGUGGUCAGCGGAAGAUGUAGAAAGUCUGAAGGUUUACUUUAAGCAAUUCAAACAUAUGCACAACUUCUUGCCCUUCAUUAGUGAGAUGCUCAAUAAAUCCCCUAGCAGCGUGAAGAACCAACUUAUCUUUCUCAAUUACAUGGACCGAAGGGGAAACAUCAUCGAAGAUGAUGUGGAGUACGACAUGGACUACGACCUGUCGGACUCGUCCCACAGUUCUGGGGAUGCGACCGAAGGAGAGGCUGAAGGCGAGGCGAAAGGCGAGACGGACGGGGAGACGCCCGACAGGAUGGGCAGCGGGGUGGGCAGCGAAACCGGGAAGGAAGUCGACACGGAGCCAGACACAGCGGCCGACACAGAAGCGGAAUCCACGACCCCAAGAAGCCCACGCCGCGCGGCUACCAAGGAGAGUAGGAAGGCCAAGCAACCUCUCCUCUACACUGUGUACAAACUGAAGAAGCUAAACAAAGUGCAGGAGAAAGAGACAAGCCUAACCUCCAGUGGAAUCAACUGCAAUGUGGAUACCGUCCUCGAAGAAGUCAUCUUUAAUUUGAAGUCUCUCUACGAAUUGAAGAAGUUAUCCAAAAAUAAGUUUUUCAACUAUAAGGCUCUCUUGUUUGAUAUUCCACUGAGCAUUUCAUCGGAGCUACUCGAACAUAACAGCUUUAAAAAGCUACUCAGCUUGAUUGGGUUCGUGUAUAAAGAGACUAGCGAUGAAUGGGUUCUGAAUGAACACUUAGAUGUGGACAUUUUUAGGAGUAUUAUUGAAAAGUGUGAGGAGUUGUUUCCUCUCUCGCUGGAGGAACUGCGGGGCAGGUUACGCGUCCCUGAGAGGGACAAAGUCUCCCAGGGGGCCCAUCUCAGUCAUGAUGAUCAAGGGGGUGGAAAAGACGAUGCGGGAAAGCAGCACCUACCGCGGGAUGACACUAAAGAUGGCACGAUGCGAAGCGGAGCUGGUAGCGGACCUGACACUGUACCUGACCACAGCGACGCGGAGCUGCACCUGCUGGAACCCCCCAAGCUCAAGGGGACAUUCUCCCUCCUCAAACUAAUGUAUGACCUGUUCAUAUCGAAUGAGGACGAAUUCAGAAUCUUUUUCAACGACCUAGUGAAUCUGAUUAGAGAUAAAACUAGUUCCCUUUUCCAGUGCAGAAAAGCAGAGGGGGUGGACACAAACGAAAGGAAGAACCUCACCUACACAGAAGAAAAUGGCACAUCUUCCGAGACAGCUAGCCAAAAGAAUGAUUCCAAUUUAGACAAUUACACCAUUUAUCUAGAACCCAAAGAUAGACAGGUUCUGAAAAGAUGCCAGAAGAAGGAAGUCCUUUCAGAAUUGCUCCAAUACCUCUGGGUGUACGUCUCCAAGUCAGAGAAACUCAUCAUUUCAAAGCACAUAAAGGAGAAAACUUUUUCUGAACGAUUUAGAGUGAUUAAUAACUAUAAGACCUUGGGGGUAGUGGAAAUUGAAAGCAUCAUACGUGAGAAGCAAUCUGAAAUAGACGAGAAGAAGAAACAAAAGGAGACUAAACCGACGUCGCAACAGAAGUUUUUUUUUAUAAAGCGUGUUUGUGAGUAUCUGCACCGAGUUUAUGUUCCUGCCAAUAUGGGUCCGAUCACCAUUGGUCGGAAUUGCCCCCUGAAUGAGACAUAUUUCGGAGGAGACAAACUCCUCACCUGCAUUUAUGAGAAACUGAAUUCUUGGAAUGGCAAGCGGAACAAAAAAACCGACGAUGCGCAGUGCUUCGCCUUAGCCGCUAUGGAUUUGCUAAGCUACAUCGUCACUCCGUCGAAGGUCCCCACGGGGGGUACCACCACCACUGCUACUAUCACUGCUACCACCGCUACCACAACCGCCGGCACCACGGUGGGGCCUCCCCCUCAGGACGUUGACCCCGAUUCUUUCCUCCCGUUAGUCGAAAACAUUUGUGUCACUUUGAAAGCCUCGGAGGAAGAAGGGGGCAUCCUAAAAUGGAACCCCCAGCAGGUCCAGAGGCAGUGGCUCAAAAUUAUGCUCAAGUUAUUUUACAACGUGCUCUACGACAGUGAAUACAAUACCGUGGGGAAGCUCUUCCUGGAGUAUAGAAACAUUAAGGAGAUCCUAAAGGAUAAGUCGCUGGACUUUUUGUCUCCGCAAGGGAUGGCGGCAGGAGUAGAGGAGGAAGGAGCAGCAGGGGUAGUGGCGGAAGGAGGGGCAGAAAUAGAGGCGAAAGUAGCGGCAAAUGCACACGGGCUGUACAGUGGCCUGGAGGAGCUGCAGAAGGAAGAUCCCUCGAAGCCAUUCACCGAAGAGGCCUAUCUGGUAAGCACGCAGUACAAGGCGCACACCAGAGAGGCGACAGCGAAGAGAACCUCGCUGGCCGGGGGUGCAAUCGCAGAGAAGAGUAAAAUGGACUCAGCCCCGAGUAAAGCCGCCACAGAGAAGAGUAAAAUGGACGGAGCCCCGAGUAAAGCCGCCGCAGAGAAGAGUAAAAUGGACGGAGCCCCGAGUAAAGCCGCCGCAGAGAAGAGUAAAAUAGAUGCAUCCCCGAGCGAACCCCACUCCAGAGAAAUUCCCCUCAAUCCCAUCUCCCCCCAUAAAAGAAAACUGGGUGACAUAUAUGCGGAGGAUUAUUCAGCAUUCUUCAAAAAGAGGAAGCUGCAAAAUGCCUACAUCAACACGUACAGGAAGAAUCGCAAAAGCAUCAUUGACUCGCUGCUUCAGAACAAGAACAUCGCACAGUACAAGGAGAGUGACAUUAUCAAUCGGGUCAAGCAGGUCUUCAUAAAGGCUCGCCAGAUGGCUUCCACGGGGGACCUUCGCAACCGAUGGAAAUCUCGUGAUGACGUGAAGAGGAUACUCCUGCUGUGA
This is a messenger RNA of Plasmodium inui San Antonio 1, 6951 nucleotides long. RefSeq lists its product as hypothetical. The transcript has 2 exons. Lineage: Eukaryota; Apicomplexa; Aconoidasida; Haemosporida; Plasmodiidae. Gene Ontology annotation, cellular component: replication fork protection complex. Gene Ontology annotation, biological process: DNA replication checkpoint signaling; DNA repair; replication fork arrest. The coding region runs from base 1 to 6951 and encodes 2316 amino acids. Gene Ontology annotation, molecular function: DNA binding. The record is from RefSeq and is a predicted model, not a curated record.